UUUGAACUGAAUGCACUCUAGCUGAGAGUCUCCCUUAUUAAACCCUUUCCUUGCCCAUCCAAACAGGGUGUAAACUUACGGGCAGGGUUUAAUGUCGCUGUUUUUUUGAACCUCUAAUCCACCUUUCCCUCUGUUGCUGCUUCAAGUUUUUAUUCUCUCUUAGCCUCCAUGAAGUUUCUUCUGCGAUCAAAUCCUAACUUAUGGCGUCGUGGUCAUCUAGUUUUACGGGCUCAGUUGUUUUCUACUGAUGCUCUAACUUCUUCAUCAUACUCAUCUUCGGCGCCAAUUGGCACUCUGUAUGGUAGGAUCUCGAGGUCGGGAAAUGCAGAGCUCUCCAUUAUUCCGGUUCUCGAGAAAUGGUUUGAAGAAGGCAAAGACGUCAAACAAUCUGAGCUGCUAAGAAUAAUCAAGCAACUUCGCAAGUACCGCCGCUUCAAACACGCCCUUCAGAUUUCACAAUGGAUGAGUGACCAAAGGAGCUAUAAUAUAUCACCCGGAGAUGUUGCAAUUCGGCUGGAUUUGAUCUCCAAAGUUCAUGGAUUAGAUGAUGCAGAGAAAUAUUUUAACAGCAUCCCUGAUGCUUCAAGAGGCUACGAGAUUUAUGGUUCUCUUUUAAAUUGCUAUGCGCAUAACAAAUGUUUGGAAAAGGCAGAGGGCAUCAUGCAAAAGAUGAAGGAAUUGCAGUUUGUAAAAAGUGCACUGUCAUACAAUGUAAUGUUGAAUCUUUAUUCUCAGAUGGGUAAAUAUGAGAAACUAGACAUUCUAAUGCAAGAGAUGGAAGAAAAUGGUAUUGAUUGCGACUUGUUCACAUUUAACAUCAGGUUGAAUGCUUAUGCAGUCUCUUCUGACAUUGAGGGAAUGGAGAAACUUCUAAUGAAGAUGGAAGCUGAUCCUUGCAUCAAGGUGGACUACCACGCUUAUGUUGUUGCAGCAAAAGCUUAUUUGAAAGCUGGCCUAAUUGAAAAAGCAUUAACGAUGUUGAAAAGGUCAGAAAAAUUAAUUCAAGGUUUCUCAAAAUGGUUGGCCUUGGAAAUGCUCAUCACUUUAUAUGCUGCUGCUGGGAAUAAAGCUGAAGUCUAUCGUGUUUGGAAUUGGUAUAAGGAUAUUGGGAGGUUUUUAAAUUCAGGCUAUAUGUGUAUGAUAAGUUCACUGGUGAAGUUUGAUGAUAUGGAUGGUGCUGAGAAGAUCUGGGAGGAGUGGGAUUCUGGGAAGAAGAUGUUUGAUAUUCGCAUUCCAAAUUUGAUGAUUGGUGCCUAUUCCAGAAGAGGUCUUUGGGAAAAGGCAGAAGCAUGCAUUAACAGGAUUAUAGAUAGUGGGAUGGAGCCUGAUGCAACCUCAUGGGAUCAUUUGGCAGCUGGAUAUCGUGUAGGUAAGCAGAUGGAGAAAGCAGUAGAAGCAAUAAAGAAAGCAAUCUCAACAAGUAAACACGGAUGGAAACCCAGCCUCAAUACUUUGAACACAUGUCUUAAGUAUUUGGAAAGUCAGGGAGAUAUGGAAGCAGUAGAAGAGCUUUUGAAGAUGGUCAAGGAGCAAUGUCAUUUCUCACCAGGUGCUACUGAUAAAUUAUCAAAAUUUAGCAGCCAAAAAAACCCAACAACCAGCCUUGAUCAGAUGGAAGAUGAUAAAAUUUCUGGAGGAGAAGACGAGUUCAAAGACAAGUGAAGCCCCUGAAUUUUUCCAGGUUAAUUAUGGCUGUUUGAUGGUGAAUUAAUGUUAUUAUUAUUAUUAGUUUAAUUAUUAGCUUAUUGCAAUGUUUGUUUUCUAUAGAACAGCCUAUUGGCAUUGAAACCACUGUUAGCUGAUAUGAGGUAGUGCUUCCAUCUGACAUUGUGGUGAUCCCUUUCCAUUGAAUAUUUUUUAUUUGGCUUCA
Manihot esculenta (cassava) is the source of this 1870-nucleotide messenger RNA. RefSeq names its product pentatricopeptide repeat-containing protein At2g20710, mitochondrial. The record is from RefSeq and is a predicted model, not a curated record. The transcript has 2 exons. NCBI's taxonomy places the organism in Eukaryota, Viridiplantae, Streptophyta, Magnoliopsida, Malpighiales, Euphorbiaceae. The coding region runs from base 169 to 1662 and encodes 497 amino acids. Gene Ontology annotation, cellular component: mitochondrion. Gene Ontology annotation, molecular function: protein binding.